Messenger RNA from Rosa chinensis, 1117 nucleotides. RefSeq names its product protein LEAD-SENSITIVE 1. The transcript has 2 exons. Lineage: Eukaryota; Viridiplantae; Streptophyta; Magnoliopsida; Rosales; Rosaceae. Bases 170 to 931 code for a protein of 253 amino acids. The record is from RefSeq and is a predicted model, not a curated record.
CUACGGUAGAAUGUGGUCAAAGGGAAAAAAGAAAAAUAAGACUUAUAGGCGAAGGAAGGAAAGAAAACAUAGCGUGGGUCUGCCGUCAAUUUUUGAAUUGAUGAUUGCUGGGAAUGGAAUGAAUCAGAAUUGGGUCUUCGGAUUUCAUUCCCAUUUGUAAUCCAAAGCAAUGGGUUUGCUGUCAAACAAGAUCCACAGGGACCAACUCAAACCUGCUGAUCAUAUCUAUACAUGGAGGAACGCCUACCUCUACGCCCAUCACGGGAUAUAUGUCGGUGAGGGAAAGGUUAUCCACUUCACUCGGGCAGCUGGGCAGGAAAUUGGCACAGGAACUGUGUUAGACCGUUUCAUUUUCAGCUCAUCUCCAUCCCAUUCUUCAGAGAAUCCCUGCACGAGUUGCGAUGAUCCAUCAGGGCGUGAUGGCGGUGUCAUGUCUUCUUGCCUAGAUUGUUUUCUGUCUGGUGGUGAUCUGUACCGCUUUGAAUAUGGUGUCAAUCCAGCUUUCUUUAUUGCCAAAGCCAGAGGAGGUACCUGUACCCUUGCCUCGUCUGACCCAUCUGAAGAUGUCCUUCACCGUGCCUUUUUCCUUCUCCAGAACGGUUUUGGGAGCUACUGCCUUUUCAAAAACAAUUGUGAAGACUUUGCAAUUUAUUGCAAAACAGGUUUGCUUGUGUUUACUAGCAUUAGUGUGGGAAGGAGUGGGCAGGCAGCCUCCAUUUUCUCUGCUGCAAGUGCUAUUGCUUGUUCACCGGCUCGAUAUUUGACUACUACUUUUAGUGGUCUGAGUGCUUUCGGUGCUGGAAUUUAUUGUCUCCAUCGAUUGGUUUGUGAUAUUGGAAUCCGCCGUGAUGUUUCGAAAGUGCCAGUUGAGAGACUAGUUGAUCGGGUUGGCUUCGUCGAGUCGGAGGUUGCAACUGAGAUGGUCAAGUGAGAGUAAUUUAUGUGCAAAUACUAGUUUUGUGGCUUGUAAAAGAAUUGUCAUGGAAUUUAUUAUUGUAUCUUUGUAUGAUUGUAUCAACAUUGUAAAAGUAUUUGUACUUGGAUGUUUAUGUUUUUUUUUUUUUUUUCCUUAUACGAAAAUGAGUAUAAUAAACUCAAGGAAAAGUCUGCUGAUCCA